Fomitopsis serialis is the source of this 846-nucleotide messenger RNA. RefSeq names its product FRG1-like family-domain-containing protein. Gene Ontology annotation, molecular function: actin filament binding. The record is from RefSeq and is a predicted model, not a curated record. NCBI's taxonomy places the organism in Eukaryota, Fungi, Basidiomycota, Agaricomycetes, Polyporales, Fomitopsidaceae. The coding region runs from base 1 to 846 and encodes 281 amino acids. Gene Ontology annotation, cellular component: striated muscle dense body; catalytic step 2 spliceosome; nucleolus. The transcript is spliced from 3 exons.
AUGUCUACGGAUGAAAGGGUACGCUCUACCAAGCUCAAAUUUAAGGGCGAGAAGACGAAAAAGAAGCGCAAAAGGGAGGAUGGAGAGGAAGGCUCUAGCAGCGGCCGGCGUCGACGCAAGGAGGACGAGGAGAGCCCAGAUACUUGGGUCCUCCCUGAACAAGCUACAGAACUCCGUGGACCAACCUUUAUUAUGCACCCUUCUGACCCUUCACCCAUCUCUAUAACAUAUGAUUCCACCCGUGGUCGCAUUUUACUCCAUUCCCUAGACAAGGACAAGACGGAGGACGCACCGGAGUCGGUGAGCAUCCUACAUCGCACCCCUACCGAAGUCUCGCAGGUAUGGGUGACAACACGCGUUGCUGGCUCCCCCACAAUCAAUCUGCGGACUGGCACAGGCGAGGGCAAGUUCCUGUCUUGCGAUAAACACGGACUGGUAUCCGCAGAUCGAGAGGCCCGAGGUCCUCAGGAGGAGUGGACGCCCAUCGUCUUCCCAGACGGAAUGGUCGCAUUUCAGAACGUCUACGAGAAGUACCUAGCCGUUGACGAAGUCGCUGGUGGGACGAUGGCUUUGCGCGGAGACAGCGACGAGGUGGGCUUUGCGGAGCGUUUUUGGGUUAAAAUCCAGAACAAAUACAAGAGGGAAGCACAUGAGGAAGAGAAGAAGAAGGAAGGCGCGAUGGAUGAGGUCAGCAUAGACGAGGCCAGCACCAACAAAAUGUACCAGGCUUGGGGUGCCGGACGAUCUAUCACCUCGGUAGAAGACAAGAAAGCGUUGAAACGCGCUAGGAAAGAGGGACGUCUUGCUGAGGCAUUGCUAGAUCGCCGCGCGAAAUUGAAGAGGUGA